Messenger RNA from Rhinolophus ferrumequinum (greater horseshoe bat), 2500 nucleotides. RefSeq names its product TruB pseudouridine synthase family member 2 (gene TRUB2). Gene Ontology annotation, biological process: pseudouridine synthesis; RNA processing. Gene Ontology annotation, molecular function: RNA binding; pseudouridine synthase activity. Lineage: Eukaryota; Metazoa; Chordata; Mammalia; Chiroptera; Rhinolophidae. The record is from RefSeq and is a predicted model, not a curated record. The transcript has 8 exons. Bases 35 to 1036 code for a protein of 333 amino acids.
GCGUUGCUGCUAGCCUGGACCGCCGGCUUCAGGCAUGGGGUCCGCCGGCCUAGCGCGGUUGCAUGGGCUCUUCGCGGCUUACAAACCCCCGGGGCUAAAAUGGAAGCACCUGCGGGAUAUCGUGGAGCUGCAGCUUCUGAAGGGUCUCAAUGCUGGGAAGCCUCCUGCCCCUGAACAACGUGUUCGCUUCCUGCUGGCCCCCGUGGAAGGAAGGGAAGAAAAGGAACUGACCCUCACGGCCACCAGUGUGCCCACCCUCACAGACCAUCUGCUGGUACGUGGACCAGCAUUCACCAGCCUGAAGAUUGGUGUGGGACACCGGCUAGAUGCCCAGGCGUCUGGGGUGCUUGUGCUCGGCGUGGGACAUGGACGCAGUCUCCUCACCGACAUGUACAACGCUCACCUCACCAAGGAUUACACAGUACGCGGCCUCCUGGGCAAAGCCACAGACGACUUCUGUGAGGACGGGCGGCUGGUGGAGAAGACAACGUACGAUCAUGUGACCAGAGAGAAGCUGGACCGAAUCCUGGCCCUGAUCCAAGGCUCCCAUCAGAAGGCCCUGGUGUUGUACUCCAACGUCGACCUGCAGACCCAGGAGGCCUAUGAGAUGGCUGUGACGGGCUUGAUCCGGCCCACGACCAAGUCUCCCAUGCUGAUCGCCGGCAUCCGGUGCCUCCACUUUGCGCCUCCAGAGUUCCUCCUAGAGGUGCAGUGCAUGCAUGAGACGCAGAAGCAGCUGCGAAGGUUGGUGCAUGAAAUCGGCCUGGAGCUGAAGACCACUGCUGUCUGCUCCCAAGUGCGGCGUACGCGUGAUGGCUUCUUCACCCUGGACGAUGCCCUCCUGAGGACCCAGUGGGACCUACACAGCAUCCAGGAUGCCAUCCAGGCUGCAGCCCCCCGGGUGGCGGCAGAGCUGCAGAAGAGCCUGAGGCCACGGCUGGGUACCCAGCAGCUCCCUGGUUCCGGCCAGCACCGGGACUCUGAGGGGCCAAGUUCUGCCUUGAAAGGUCAGGCAGGUGGGGCAGUGGGUGGAUAAAGGUAAGAGUUGCUAAGAGUUGUUCAUGAGCUGGAACUGAUAACUGAGCAAAGAGUGGGAGAAGCUUUUCUACUUGUGACAUAAAACGAGCUGUAAGAGAAAAGAUCAACAGAUUUGACCCAACGGAAAAGGAAAAAACUUCUGUGUGGAGGAAAACACGAUAAAUGAAUGACAGACUGAUAAAAAUAUUUGCAAUAUAUUUAAUGAACUAAUAUCCGUAAUAUAUAGUUCUUAUAAAAUAAGAAAAAGAUGACAUGAAUUGUGUGUGUGUAUGUAUAUAUAUACAUAAUGUAUAUAAAUAUAUGUGAAAAGAAAUCCAAAUGUCCAGUAAACCAGAAAUUAUGCUCAACCUCUCUAAUAAUGAAAGACAUACAGAUGAAAAUAAGACGAGUUUUCCUUGCCUUUCAAAAAAAGGAAUAAAAAGAUAUUAUAACAUCCAGCAUUGGUGAUAAUGUAAGUAAAUGGACAAUGUAUACAGUUGCUAAGAAUAUACAACUAAGUAAGCUUUUGGUAGUAUGUAUCGAAAUGUAAACUCCCGCCCUGUAACUCAGCAGUUAGAGUUUCAGGAAUCUAUCUUCUAGCGUAGGCUACAGAAAAUUACAGGUGCAUAGAUAUUCAUAGCUGACUAUAGUAGUUAUAAAUGGGAAGUGUGAUUACCAUCCAUCAGUAAGGGAAUGGUUAAAUAUAUGUGGCAGAUACAGGAUUAAAAGGCUCUGUUUUGAUACCAUCAAGAAAAUUUACCAAAAGAAAAAAUUUUAGCCUUUUUUUUCCAGCCGAUUUUAUUUCUCUAGGCUUUGGACGCCUUGGUCCCUUGUGUACUUUUUUUCCUGGCCUGGUUAUACCCUCUAGGCAUGUGGGUAUUUCCCGCUUGGAACACUCGUGCCAGAAGGAGCCAGUCGGCCUCUGACUAGGGCUCCGGUUUGGGCCCUGAGGGGAAGAAGCACUACCUGUCUGUUGUCUCUGCUGCCAACCUGGGAGGGGAGGCCCUGCCACCAUGGCUCACCCCAUGGCUCACCCCACACUCCCAGGCAGCCCGCAGCUCAGAGCAGCGCUGAGAAGGUGUGGCUCCGUGAGCCUCUGGCUGUGGGCCCUCGAAAGCUCAGCUCCCCCACACCCAUACCCACGUUCACUCAGACGGGGACAACCGAGACCUGCCUCUUCACCUCACGGGCACAUCUUUGGAAUGUGGGGGGAAACCAGAGUGUGUACCUGGAGAAAACCCACGCGGACAUGGGGAGAACAAGCAGACUACGCACAGUGGCCCUGGCCCGGAACUGAUUGUUUUUUUCCUCAUCAAUGAAACAACAUUGAGUGAAACAACACUAUUUGAGGAUCUGAUAUAUGUGUCCCUGGCAAGUUAAAAUAUGAUAUAAACUUACAAUUUUUGCUACUUUAAUAGUCAUAUUUGAAAGUUUAUCCAUAAAAACCACAGCAGAUUAAAGAUGCAACUAAUAUGGUAUAGAG